AAAAGAUCCGGGAUGCACUGCAGAGCAUUUUGAUGAUACAACAACAGCCCUUUAUCACUUUGCAAGGUUAAUUGAAAUGGUAGCAAAAUCAGAAAAUGAUGGUGCUAAAGAGCAUUUACUUCAAGCUCUUUUUCCAU
Messenger RNA from Racocetra fulgida, 137 nucleotides. The record is from the annotation of a GenBank genome assembly. Lineage: Eukaryota; Fungi; Glomeromycota; Glomeromycetes; Diversisporales; Gigasporaceae.